UUUUUUUUUUUAUGUCUGUCUGACUGGGUGUGCCUCUGUAACAUGAGAACCACAUGACCAAUAGGCAGACAAUCAGCCUGGCGGUUAGUGUAUAUCUUCUGUAAAGUCCCUCAAGUUUUUGCUGUGUGGUAAGAGGAGCAAGAGAGCAGGCCAGAGUCCAACAACACUGGAACAGAGCUAUUCAGUCUGAGCUAGAUCAGCAAAGAUGGCAAACCAGCUACAGAAGCUUGUAGCAGAAAAGAAGGAUAUGGUGGAGACUGUGAUGGAAGUGUUUGAACAGGGAGCUGAAGUAGUGGCCAGUAUCGCUGGUGACCUCUUCCCUGUUUUCUCCAUCGCUGCUCCGAUUGUUAAACUGGCUCUGGACAAUGUGGAGAGCAAAGAGGCGGCAUUCAUGAAGGAGCAGUUUCAGAAGGUACGAGAGCGUCUGGAGGUGGUGUCAGAGGAGAUUCAGCGGAUCAACGACGAGAUCAAGAAGAGCGGAGUGGAUGCUGCAUAUUUCUCAGUGGAGGAGAACAUCACUAACCAGUUCAGGAAGUACAUGGACAUCCUUAAUGCCAAACCCAAGUUCAGGGAAGUCAAGAAGAAGCUUUUUCUGGAGCAUUUUGCCAAGACGGGCGGCGACAAAAACCUUAACACCCUCUACAAUGUUGUGAUGGGAGAAAACUUCUCUGAGGAAUCUGUGCUGGAGAUCACCCUGAACUACGAGGAGAAGAGUCGCCGGGCGAUGGAGGACUUCUGCGCCAGGCUGAAAAAGCUUUUCUGCAUCGGACUCAUUGCACUGUUGGGCCAUGCGGCUCUGAAGGGUUAUGAUGAGGAGGAUGCCCUUCUGAAAGACUGGGGGGAGAAGAUGAAGGCUGUCCAGGCUAAAAUGAACGCUGUGAUUGAAGACUGCAUCACCGGCUUCCCCGAACAAGCUGAGCUGGAUUCCCGACGAAUGGUGAGAGACCAGUCAGGCUUAACCAGCCAGCAGUUAGCUGAUGCCAUCAUAGAGAAACUAAAGAAGAAGUACGACUGGGUGGGCUGGUCCGUGCGUAUAUUCAGGACACCCUCGGGCCUGUUCGCCAACAAGAAGGAUUAUCACUGCUCGACAGGGAAGAGUCGCUUCCAGGUCACGUCAUCGGAUGAGAAACUUAACGUUUGGGUGUCUUACAGCUCCUCACCUGAGCCUGUGGAUAAGAGUAACAUCCAGCAGCUGAUCCAGAGUCAGAAGAAACUCACAGUGGUGGGUGUAGCAGAGUUCCUGUUUGAGAAGUUGCCCGGCGACUGCAUGGUCCACACGAUCAAAACCAGCAAAGACCUGGCCUGCUCAUGGAGCUUCACCGAUGAGCUCCACUACUGGGAGGAGCAGAAAAACUUCUACGUUUGCGUUCACUCUGCUUGAAGUUUUAGAUGCUCAAAAAAACUCUCAAAAGUUACUCAGUCUAAAUUUAUAGGCUACUUUAUGCACGGAUAAUCACAGUAUAUUGCGGCCUCUCUGCUGGGCCUUAGCAUUGAAAUAUUACACAGUAUGUGCCUUAAUUAUAUCUGUCUGUCAUUUGUAAGUGAAUUAUUUUCUUUUUGUAAAAAUUUUUACUGUUAGUUUCUUGCAGCAAUGACGUACAACCACCUGAAACUGUCAGAAUCUCAUUUUUUUCAGCAACAGUAAUGACCUUUCUCAUCUCACGCAGCUGUGCUUUGCUUAUUUCUCUAAACAGACACAAGUGCUCACCUCUUGGUUUAGCCUCUAUUAAAUUCCUUAGUGUCUAUUUUUGAUAUGAAAGUAGUGGAAUUUCAAAUUUAACAAUAUCCAAGCUGACAGCUUAUGAGAUAUUCGGUCAUAAGCUCUACGACUGUAUCUUCUACUGUGGUCAUAAAGUUCAGAAGGAUGUGGUUGUUUUGUUGCAACGGGACGCGCUGGGAAAUAUGUUGAUGUAGAGAAUCCAGCUGUCAUUCAGAGAUUAUAUUUUACUGGUAGUGAUAAGCAGUGACCUCGCCCUGUUGAGGACGUAUAUACCAAAGCCAUGAGAGAAAGGGGCUCCGGACAUUUACAAAGGCGGUAAAAGAAGCCUUAAAAACCUUUUCGAUUUCGCGUCUUGCGCUCAUCUGACAAAAAUAGUAAACCUUAUUACCGACUGCUGUAGAACACGAAAAAAAACCACAAAAAGAGCAGAAGAGACAAGGCCUCAAACGAAAUUUGCUGUGCUGGACUAUUACCCUUGAAACUUUAUUUACACACCCUGCCAUGAACAUGCUGAGGCGUAGGGACGGCUGCGCUUUGUUUACAUACAGAUGCCUAGCAUAGCUCUUCCUGUGUCUCAUCUUUUCCUGUGUGAUUGCGCAAGACAAACUGCAAACUUGUACCUGCUCAAAAAUCUCAACUUCAUUUACUUCGUACUUUUAUAGAGGAUAUACUUUUAUUUAGUAUAGGAGUAAACCGUAAAACUGGAUUUCAGAAAUUUGUAAAUUUUGAGGAUCUGAGGUGUUUUCAGAAGAGUUUUAUGGUAAUUUGUAUAAUCUGUCAAUGACAUUGACACUACAUUGUGAGAACAAAAAUAUGUCAUGGAGACACUGCAGAAAUAUACUUUACACCUUGUACACCACUGACCUGUUCUGAUUGUUUUAGAUAUUUUGUGUCUUAUUGUACACCACUGUAAUCUGUGUGUUUCCUCUCUGUUUGUAUGUUGUUUAUAUUUUCUUUAUAAAAUUAAUCCAUUUCUUUUGAACGUUUUAUUCUCUGACCAAAACAUUCCCCAUAUUUGCUGUAAAAGUAUGGAUUGAAAAUGUCUAUUUUGCACCUGUGUUUUUUAUUAUUUCUAUUUCCAUAUAGUGUGUUUGGGUUGUCGGUGUCUCAGAUUCCAAAUGCCGCGGUGCAAUGAAUGUAAUAAAUCUUCCAAAUAAACUCAAAUGAGGCUAAACCUGUGUCAGAGG
Messenger RNA from Xiphias gladius (swordfish), 2907 nucleotides. RefSeq names its product protein rapunzel-like. The record is from RefSeq and is a predicted model, not a curated record. Lineage: Eukaryota; Metazoa; Chordata; Actinopteri; Istiophoriformes; Xiphiidae. The coding region runs from base 206 to 1381 and encodes 391 amino acids. The transcript is spliced from 3 exons.